GAUUUUGUGUACAAGUGCUUGUGGAAAAGAUGGCUGAUAUUAACCUCAAGGAAGUAACUUUAAUAGUAGGUGUGGUUACUGCCUGCUAUUGGAACAGCCUGUUUUGUGGUUUUGUUUUUGAUGAUGUUUCAGCAAUCCUGGAUAAUAAAGACCUGCAUCCAUCUACACCUUUAAAAGCUCUCUUUCAAAAUGACUUCUGGGGAACCCCUAUGUCUGAGGAGAGAAGCCACAAAUCUUACCGUCCAUUAACAGUGUUGACAUUUCGCCUAAAUUAUCUGCUUAGUGAACUGAAACCAAUGUCAUAUCAUCUCCUAAAUAUGAUUUUUCAUGCUGUGGUCACUGUGAUAUUUCUUAAAGUCUGCAAACUUUUUCUGGACAACAGGAGUAGUGUGAUUGCUUCUUUACUCUUUGCAGUGCACCCAAUACACACAGAAGCAGUAACAGGUGUUGUGGGAAGAGCAGAACUUUUGUCAUCUAUAUUUUUUCUAGCUGCAUUUUUGUCAUAUACCAAAUCAAAAGGACCAGAUAAUUCUAUAGUGUGGACUCCAAUUGCAUUGACAGUGUUUUUAGUGGCUAUUGCAACAUUGUGUAAAGAACAAGGAAUAACAGUGGUGGGAAUUUGCUGUGUGUAUGAAGUAUUUAUUGCCCAGGGGUAUACGUUGCCAUUAUUAUAUACUGCUGCUGGACAGUUUCUCCGUGGAAAGGGUGGUAUUCCAUUUUCUAUGCUGCAGACACUAAUAAAACUCAUUGUUUUGAUGUUCAGUACACUAUUACUUGUUGUGAUUAGAGUCCAGGUUAUUCAGUCCCAACUUCCAGUAUUCACCAGAUUUGAUAACCCAGCUGCUGUAAGCCCAACUCCUACAAGACAGCUUACUUUUAACUACCUCCUUCCUGUGAAUGCUUGGCUCCUGUUAAAUCCUUCAGAGCUCUGCUGUGAUUGGACCAUGGGAACAAUACCACUUAUAGAGUCCUUUCUAGAUAAACGAAAUCUUGCCACAUUUACUUUCUUUUGCCUUUUGGGGGCUUUGGGAGUAUUCAGCCUCAGAUACCCUGGUGAUUCCUCCAAGACUGUUUUAAUGGCACUUUGCUUAAUGGCGUUACCAUUUAUUCCUGCAUCAAACCUUUUUUUUCCAGUUGGAUUUGUUGUUGCUGAGCGAGUAUUAUAUGUUCCUAGCAUGGGAUUCUGUAUUUUGGUAGCCCAUGGAUGGCAGAAAAUAUCAAAUAAAAGUGUAUUAAAAAAGUUAUCCUGGGUUUGUCUGUCUAUGGUGAUAUUCACUCAUGCCUUAAAAACACUCCACAGAAAUUGGGAUUGGGAGUCCGAAUAUACGUUGUUUAUGUCAGCUUUGAAGGUAAAUAAAAACAAUGCCAAAUUAUGGAAUAAUGUGGGUCAUGCUCUGGAAAAUGAAAAGAACUUUGAGAGAGCUUUGAAAUACUUCUUACAGGCUACCCAUGUUCAGCCAGAUGAUAUUGGUGCCCACAUGAAUGUAGGAAGAACUUACAAAAAUUUAAAUAGAACCAAAGAAGCUGAAGAAUCUUACAUGAUGGCUAAGUCGCUUAUGCCUCAAGUUAUUCCUGGUAAAAAAUACGCAGCCAGAAUUGCUCCCAACCACCUAAAUGUUUAUAUCAAUCUGGCCAACCUGAUCCGAGCAAAUGAGUCCCGACUGGAAGAAGCAGACCAUCUGUAUCGACAGGCAAUAAGCAUGAGGCCCGACUUCAAGCAGGCUUAUAUUAGCAGAGGAGAAUUGCUUUUAAAAAUGAAUAAGCCUCUCAAAGCAAAAGAAGCAUAUCUUAAAGCACUGGAGUUGGACAGAAAUAAUGCAGAUCUUUGGUACAAUUUGGCGAUUGUUCACAUUGAACUUAAAGAACCAAAUGAAGCCCUAAUAAACUUUAAUCGUGCUUUAGAACUAAAUCCAAAGCAUAAGCUAGCAUUAUUCAAUUCUGCUAUAUUAAUGCAAGAAUCAGGUGAGGUUAAAGUCAGACCUGAAGCUAGAAAACGACUUCUAAGCUAUGUAAAUGAAGAGCCACAAGACGCUAAUGGUUAUUUCAACCUGGGAAUGCUGGCCAUGGAUGACAAAAAGGACAGCGAAGCAGAGAUGUGGAUGAAGAAGGCCAUAAAAUUACAAGCUGACUUCAGAAGUGCUUUGUUUAAUCUGGCUCUGCUGUAUUCCCAGACUGCAAAGGAAUUAAUGGCUUUGCCAGUUUUGGAAGAGUUACUCAGAUACUAUCCUGAUCAUAUUAAGGGUCUCAUUUUAAAGGGAGACAUUCUGAUGAAUCAAAAGAAAGAUAUACUUGGAGCAAAAAAAUGUUUUGAAAAGAUUUUGGAGAUGGACCCAAGCAACGUGCAAGGGAAACACAAUCUUUGUGUUGUUUAUUUUGAAGAGAAGGAUUUAUUCAAAGCUGAAAGAUGCCUGGUUGAAACAUUGAGAUUAGCACCACAUGAAGAGUAUAUUCAGCGCCAUUUGAAUAUAGUCAGGGAUAAAAUUUCUUCAUCUAGUUUAAUAGAACAUCCAAUAUUCCCAGCUGCUAAGACUUCAGGUGGAAAAGGAGAAAAAAAUCCAAGUGAAAAUGUAAAAGAGGGCAGAAGCGAACCCAGACCCACACAGAUAAUAAAAACAAGUGAUAAUAAAAGUCAGUCUAAAUCCAACAAACAGUUAGGAAAAAAUACAGACAAAGAGAUCCCCCACAAAACAACGAAAGAAAUCAAAGAAAUUGAGAAGAAAAGAGUUGCUGCUUUAAAAAGACUAGAAGAGAUUGAGCGUAUUUUAAAUGGUGAAUAGCGAGCGUUACUCUUUAUCUUGCUACCGUGGUUUCAAAGAACUUCAGCCUGUAUCAUGUGACUUCUUAUACUGGGAGCUUUGAAAAAUAGCAAGGAUUCAUAAGUCUGUCAUGAGCUGCCUCUACAUAGGAUCAAAAUAAGAUUUUUAUUACAGCUCUAUCUUACCCCAGGGUAUGUAUUAUAUAAGAUACGGCUGUAGUUUUCUAAGUUUUGGUGAAUGCAGCAGAAAUAUUAAAUUAUAGAUGGGAAAUUUAUAUGUUUUAUUAUAGAAGGAAGAGUCUUCUGGCAGAAUAAUCUUGACUACUCUCAAAAAUAGUCCGAGGCCUGAAUGAUAAUCCCUUGGGGGUAAAUCCUACAUUUGCUGUUUUAUUCUGUGAAUUCCCAUUUAUUAGUUGACUUCAUUUUUCCUUUACCUGUUGGAAUCUGGCUGUGGAUUGAAAACAUGUAUUGAACACAUUCUUUUUUCUUCAGUGACCUUCUGUUUAAUCGAUGGACUUUGUGCUACAAAAGAAUACUGGCUUCAUGUUGUAUUCUUUUGCUGAGUUUUAGAAGGAAUGCCAGAUGAACAUUUUAAAAUAAGUCAUGUGACAUAUGAAUUUAAAAAUGUAUUUUCACAGGUGUGGGCUUGUCCUUCACUCUCAAAUGCAGUUUUUAAUGAGGUAAAGUUUUAAAUGUAUAUACAUACAACACAUUUCUAAUGGUGCUCAUAUAUACUGUAUUUUCAUUUUUUUACAUACUGAGAAUUCCAUAGCAUGAAUCACAUAAUCAUGAAUUGUCUUGACUUACACUCCCCAAACUAUUCAUGUUUCUUAGGGUCAUAGUCAUAUUGAGAAGUCUCAAUAGCAGUAAAUAUUUAAAUUUUUGAGUUAAAACAGUAAGUUUAUCUUUCAUCUUAGUGUUCUUUUUCUAGUGUUAUUUGAAUUUUAAUUUUGUUUCCAAAAACACACCUUAAUCAUUCUUUAGAUACAUUAAGCAACUAAAUUGAGCUCUGUUUAACUGAAGGCAAACAAAGUGACAAAGUUUAUUUUUAAACACUAAGUUCUUGAUAUUUUGUUAUGGUGUAUAUUUUUAUUAAAUAUUUAUUUUGACUACUGAGCUUUCAUAAAAAUUUUAAAGCUGUUUUAAUUUUAUCAAGUAUGGAAAACAAAUUGCUGUUGCAUUUUCCUAUAUGUGUAUAUAUUACAGUUUAAGCAAAAUUCCAUCAUUCUUGGGCUGCUGUCCAACUACAAAGAUAAUUAGCAUAAUAUAGGAUUAAUAAAUUGGUCUGUUGGUUUUAGUAUAUAUAAACCUGAAAACUGUUAGGCUGAAGAAUAGAUACUAAUCAAAUUUAUUAAUUUAAAUUAACUUUUUUUCUUGACUUAAAAUGCAUUUCAAAUGCAUUUCAUGAUGAUAAAGUUUGUUUUGAUUUAAAAUGUUAAAGCUAUCCUGGGAUAGUAACAAAUAUCUAAUUAUGCAGUAUUUCAGUGUUUUUUUUUUAGGUAACUAAUUUCUAAUUAUGUAUUACAUAUUCCUGUAACAUUUUUAAAGAAAUAUUUUAUAAAUAGGUCACAGGAAACAUGGGCUCCAUUAAGGCCCACUCUGGCUAGGUUCCCUGAGGCACUCGCAUAGAUUUUGUUUGUUUGUUUGUUUUUUAUUUUUAUUUUUUAGGCAAUUUAAAGUAAGCACUGACACUAGUGGUAGUUAAUUCUUGAUGUAGGAGACUCUGUUAAUCAUUAAAGCAAUACCUAAUUUCACUUAUAAAAUUAUGGCUUUGUGACUCCAGAUAUAAGGUGGAAAAUACCUCACAUACUAUGACUUGAAAAAUGAAAUCUAUGGCAUUCUUGUUCUUUUCGCAUAUCUUGAGAAAAAAUUUCUGAGUGUGAUCUCUUCUGUUAUAGUAGCAAGUGAAUAUAGUUAAGAAAAGUAGAAGGAAAUCUUCCUUCAUGACAGCAGACCAUGAAAAAAGCUUUGAGUAAUAUUUUAAUAAAGUUAUAUAACUGUUCAAAAGAUGAAAGAUAUAUUAAUGUUAUCCAAUGAUUUUUAUAGAAAAAAGAAUUUCCUCCUAAUUUAUACUGAGGACAGUGCCUACCAUGUAGGAAGUGCUCAUAUAUUUGAAUUUUAAAUUAUUUAUUUAAAUCUGUCCUGAGUCAUUAAUAAUUUUUCCAAAUCAAUGUUUGUCAACCCUCACUUUAUAUUAGAAUCAUCUGGAGGGUUCUUAAUAUGGACCCCACCCCACAACAGUUAAAUAUGAAUUUUUUUUAGGGGGGAGCCAUUUUUAAGUUUUUCUAAAAGUUCUGAGUGAUCCUAAUGUGUGGUCAGGGUUAUAACAAUCACUGAUCUAAAUUAAUUCAAGAAAACCUUCGUGUCUCUUCUGAAUUAACUUUUUAAAUGAGUAAUAUAACCGAAUUAAGUUUUGAUGUUUCAAGUUCCAUUAAGGAAUAUGCUCUUCUGAUAACUAGUACAGUAAGUCCUCACGUAUAACAUUGUCAAUAGGUUCUUGGAAACUGUGACUUUAAGUGAAACGACGUAUAAUGAAACCAAUAAGCUAGGUGAUAUAAAAAGAAUUAGUUCUUAGAGCAUAUUUCUGGUUACUAAAACAUCACCAAACUGCUAAAGACCUAAAACACUUUCAUUAGUAAACAUUGAAAUAAAUGUGAACUAUGCUUACAUUUAAGAAAAAUUAAUAAAAACAAGUAAGAUGAUUUUCCAGCAUAUCAUUUUUAGUUCAGGGUGGAGGGGGCUUGAAGCCGCUCCUGGCAGCUUAGGGCACAGACAGGCACCCACCCUGGACAGGAUCUCCUUCCAUGGCAGGCACACUCACACCCACGCUCAGACGGGGACAGUUUAGACACACCAGUUAUCCUCAUGCGCAUCCUUGGGAUGUGGGAGAAAACCGAGCACCUGGGGAAAACCCAAGCAUACAUGGAGAGAAUGGACAAACCACACACAGCAGCCCCAGCUGGGAGUCGAUUUUUUUUUCUCAUCAAUGUUAUGUUAGAAAAGACAUUGAACGAAAUGUUUCUUGAGGACCUGCUGUAUUCCAUCCUAAGUUUCAUCAGGCUUACUUAUGUGUAAGAUGAUUAUUUCUCUUUAAACUCAUAAUAGAAAUUUUAUUCAAGCUGUUCACGUGAAAAAGGUAAUAGCUUUUUUUUGGGGGGGGGCAACUGCCUUUUUGGGAAAAUGGAGGGUAGGGACAUUUUAGUUCAAUACACUCACUUGUGGUGCAGAGUUGCGAGCAUCUGUAAGUUUGGAAAAGAAAGUUUCUAGGUUUGUGGGCUAGUGACAAUGUAGUUUUAGUUCUCACUGUUUGACAAAAGAAAGAGUACUCCUUUAAAGUUCUAGGAAAGCUUUGACAAUCCCAACAGGCAGUUAUGUUACUUCUUCAUGGCUUCUCAGAAGGAAAAAUUAAGUUUUUCUUAUAUUGCUUUGUAUGUGUUUCUUUAUGAACAUUCAGAAAUGGGAACUUUAGCUUAUAAUUAAUUUUAUGAGGUUGAUGACUUGGAGGAUAAAAUGUGUUUGCAAUUUUUGUUUACUUUUAUGUAAAUAUUUGGUAUGUGAAUUACACAAUUUUAUUAAAACCUCAUGGCUUUCAUUACAUCUAAUUCGAGCUCAACUUCAUGUUACAGAAUGCUUCUUUAAAGAUGCUUCACUGAAAAAUCUGAAAAUAUAGAUUUUUAUGUCAAUUUAUACUUCAGAAGUCCAUAUAUUUGUCAUUUAUUUUUUUAAAAAUCUAACUAUCUGCAUGACUAAUUAGUAUUUAAAAUGAAUCCACCAAAAUAUCUGGUCCCUUUGUCCAAAAUUUUAUCGGCUAGAAGCUGUCAGCCAUCUAUGUUAAAGGUUCAUAAGAAAGUCAUUUCAAAUUAUAUGCAUUUUAUAUUACUGUGGUGUCUGUGUGUACCAUAUUUCUAAAUAUUCACUAUUAAAUUGAUACUUUUUAAAGCCUUAA
Molecule: messenger RNA, 6701 nt
Organism: Hipposideros armiger (great roundleaf bat)
Lineage: Eukaryota; Metazoa; Chordata; Mammalia; Chiroptera; Hipposideridae
Gene: TMTC3
Product: transmembrane O-mannosyltransferase targeting cadherins 3
Exons: 13
Coding region: 30-2777 (915 amino acids)
Biological process (GO): protein O-linked glycosylation via mannose
Cellular component (GO): endoplasmic reticulum
Molecular function (GO): protein binding; mannosyltransferase activity
Source: RefSeq, a predicted model, not a curated record